Molecule: messenger RNA, 2807 nt
Organism: Sciurus carolinensis (gray squirrel)
Lineage: Eukaryota; Metazoa; Chordata; Mammalia; Rodentia; Sciuridae
Gene: Mtmr11
Product: myotubularin related protein 11
Source: RefSeq, a predicted model, not a curated record
UCCGAGGAGCCUAAUCUUGCUGGGCUGGAUGUACCGUUCCAAAGACCCCCAAACUCCGUGCACCUCAAAUGUCCCUUUCCUUCCUGUCUUCCCCACUGCUUCUCUUCCUAAUCUCCCUACUUUCAACUAUAAGACUCAGCUUCUCCCCAGAGGGGCUGAGCAUCCUUGAGGUUUCCCACCCUUAACUGCUCCAUCCCUGGAUGGAGCCAGAGAAAUGUGGUGGGGGGGUCGGGGCCAGAGUUUCAACAUUGCCCCCCAGAAGGAGGAGCCAGAGAUGGGGUCUGUCCAGGGAAGUAGGAUGCCUGAGCCCAGGAGUCGUCAGCUUGGCAGUUGCCUGACCUCUGGAUGCCUCCCAGGGGAACAAAUCCUAGCAUGGGCCCCAGGACUGAGGAAAGGGCUAGAACCUGAAUUGUCUGGGACCCUGAUCUGUACCAACUUUAGGGUCACCUUCCAGCCCUGUGGAUGGCAGCGGAGUCAGGAUACUCCUCUGAGCAGUGAAUAUGAUUUUGCUCUGAUCAACAUUGGGCGAUUAGAGGCUGUGAGUGGCUUGUCCCGAGUUCAGCUCCUCCGUCCAGGGUCCCAGCUUAAAUUUAUCCCAGAGGAGAUUCUGAUUCAUGGCCAAGACUUCCGGCUGCUCAGAGUUGGUUUUGAGGCUGGAGGACUAGAGCCUCAAGCCUUUCAGGUGACCAUGGCCAUUGUUCAAGCCAGAGCUCAGAGUAAUCAAACCCAGCAGUAUGCAGGAAUAACCCUGAGCAAGGCUGGUCAGGGUUCUAGCUCCAGAAAACCACCUAUUCCUCUCUUGGAGACAUUUGAAGACUGGGAGAUUGAGCGCAAGAAGCAGGGGGCAAAAGGCUGGAGGGUCAGCACUGUCAAUGAGAGGUUCGACGUAGCUACCAGUCUCCCCCGUUACUUCUGGGUCCCUAACCGAAUUCUGGACAGUGAAGUCAGGAGAGCAUUUGGACACUUCCAUCAGGGCCGUGGACCGCGCCUCUCCUGGCAUCACCCUGGGGGUAGUGAUCUUCUCCGCUGCGGAGGAUUCUAUACAGCCAGUGACCCUAACAAGGAGGAUAUCAGAGCAAUGGAGUCCAUGCUCCAGGCUGGGCAUUCUGAUGUUGUCCUGGUAGAUACUAUGGAUGAGCUGCCUAGUCUUGCAGAUAUCCAACUUGCCCACAUGAAGCUGAGGGCCCUCUGCCUGCCUGACUCAUCUGUAGCUGAGGACAAAUGGCUCUCAGCCUUGGAAGGAACUCGAUGGUUGGACUAUGUCAGGUCUUGCCUUCGAAAGGCCAGUGAUGUCUCAGUUUUAGUGACAUCCAAGGUUCGUUCUGUAGUACUUCAAGAGCGCAGUGAUCGUGAUCUCAAUGGCCUCCUCUCUUCACUCGUCCAGUUGCUUUCAUCCCCUGAAGCCCGAACACUGUUUGGCUUCCAAUCACUAGUGCAGCGAGAGUGGGUGGCAGCAGGACACCCCUUCCUGACCAGGCUUGGGGGAACUGGGGCUACUGAAGAGGCCCCAGUAUUUCUCCUCUUCCUUGAUUGUGUCUGGCAGCUCCUCCAGCAGUUUUCAGCUGAGUUUGAGUUUUCUGAGUUUUUCCUUCUUGCUCUUCAUGACAGUGUCAGAACUCCUGACACUCUUACAUUCCUGAGAAAUACCCCAUGGGAGCGUGGAAAGCAGAGUGGACAGUUUAAUUCCUAUACACAAGUUUAUACUCCAGGAUACUCCCAGCCCCAAUUUGGGAACUCUGUUAACCUGCAGCUGUCUGUCUGGGACUGGGAUUUACGCUACAGCAAUGAACAAAUAUUACAGUUUCAUAAUCCUGGCUAUGACCUCCAGCACUGCCCAGAUUCCUGGUUCCCUAGACAGCAGUCGAACUUCAUGGUUCCUGGACCCCCAAGUUCUAUAUGGCUCUUCUCUAGAGGGGCUCUGACCCCCUUGAAUCAGCUCUGUCCUUGGCGAGACAGUCCCUCCCUACUGGCAGUCUCUUCUCGUUGGCUGCCUCGACCUGCUAUCUCCUCUGAAAGCCUGGCUGACCAGGAGUGGGGGCUCCCCUCACAUUGGGGAGCUUGCCCUUUACCUCCAGGGUUACUGCUGCCUGGCUAUCUGGGACCCCAGAUCAGGCUCUGGAGACGCUGCUACCUGAGGGGAAGGCCUGAGGUCCAGCUGGGCCUGUUAGCUCCCACAAUCUCUGGCCUCCAGAAUGAGCUAUCCCAUCUUCAGGAGCUAUUAAGAAAAUGGACACCAAGACUAUCUCCUGAGGAUCACUCUAAGAAAAAAGAUCCAAAUACCAUUCUUCCAAAUCCUGCUGAAAUUGCUGGCAUUCUCAAAGGCAGGGCAGAGGGGGAUCUGCGAUAAAGGAGGGCUCUAAUCCUUCAGUUUUCCACAAUUGGCCUCACUGCCUCAAUCUUCACAUUCCAGCCCUUAAAAAAGCUCACUUAAUAGACGAGUUUUUAUAGCAGAUGGCAGUGCUAAUCUUCAGCUCUUUCUCCUAUUGUUUGUUCCUGAAGGUAUUUUUGUUUCUUGUGACUUGAAGAAUUAAGAAACAAAACAAUCCUAAAUGUGAUUGUCUCUUUUUUGGAGGGCAAUUCCUUCCCUUUUUGGAUAACCAGCUGUUAAAUCUUAAGAUCGGAGAUGCUGUUCAUCAGUCCCAAUAAGAUGGCCAAGAGACCUCAUUCUCAUCCCCUUGCUCCUGCUUUAAUUCUAAUUUCUAUGGAAUUUCUAAGAAAUUUCUAUUUCUUUAUAAUUUUUUUUGAGAAUGUAUAUUUUUGUAGUGGCAUUUCUAUUUAAGGAGUUCAUUAAAGCACAGUAUUGCUAC